GUCAGCUUCCUGCGCUGAAGACCCCCGAUGCCGGCGUCGUGUUCCAGACCAGUAACAUUAUUACCCAUCUCAGGAAGCAGAAAUAUAAUGCAGAUUAUGACCUCUCUGCCACCCAAGGAGCCGACACCCUCGCCUUCAUCUCUCUGCUGGAGGAGAAACUGCUGCCGGCCCUGAUCCACACCUUCUGGAUAGAUGAUAAAAAUUACGCUGAUCACACGCGCAGAUGGUUCGCGGACACCGUCCCCUUCCCCCUGAACUUCUUCAUUCCAAACCAGAUGCACAAGAAGCACCUGGAGCGUCUGCAGCUGAUCCGGGGCGAGGGCUGGAGGGAGGACGACCAGGACUCUGAGAAACAGUUAUACACGGACGCCCAGGAAUGUCUGACUCUCCUCUCACAGCGUCUCGGGACCCACAGGUUCUUCUUCGGAGACUCGCCGGCCUCUCUGGACGCUCACAUCUUCAGUCACCUGGCUCUCAUCCUGUACGUGAAGCUGCCCACCGGCCGACUACAACAACACCUGAGAUCCCUGAGUAACCUGAGCCAGUACUGCGAGGCUAUCCUCAGCAUCUACUUCACCCAGGAUGGAGAGACCUUCACUCGCAUUUCCCCAAAGAGCCCAAGGACAGAAGCCCCCGAGGGUGAGGAGGACCCCCACAAGAGGCGUAACCAGGUCCUGUCUGUGGCGGUGGGGCUCCUGGCCAUGGUGGGCUAUGCUCUACUCAGUGGGAUCGUCUCCAUCCAGCGGGUGUCCGGGGACAGGGCCGUGGGCCACAGGAUGACCCUGGAGGACCAAGAGGAUGAGGAGGACUGAUGGUGGCGGAGCUCCUCCCUGUUAGGACCGCGUCUCAUUCCAUUCUGUACUUAUAUUGUGGUGUUUGUGCCCUGGAGACUUUGGGGCCCCUGUGAGGACGUGUACGGGGGGCCACCUUAUAAGUGCCUUUAUAUGUUAUAUAACAUGUGAGGAUCGGGCUGUGGCCCCUGCAUGGUCUGGGGGGUGGGGGGGAGC
This is a messenger RNA of Hyla sarda, 1007 nucleotides long. It is a transcript of the gene MTX1, whose product is annotated as metaxin 1. The record is from RefSeq and is a predicted model, not a curated record. Gene Ontology annotation, biological process: mitochondrion organization. Gene Ontology annotation, cellular component: SAM complex. Lineage: Eukaryota; Metazoa; Chordata; Amphibia; Anura; Hylidae.